Molecule: messenger RNA, 276 nt
Organism: Babesia bigemina
Lineage: Eukaryota; Apicomplexa; Aconoidasida; Piroplasmida; Babesiidae
Exons: 3
Coding region: 1-276 (91 amino acids)
Source: RefSeq, a predicted model, not a curated record
AUGCUCAUUGUAUACCUUCAGUUGGUUGAGGGUGUUAGAGUAUUGAGAGUUUAUUGCCAAUUAGACUGCAAGAAAGAUGGUAAAAGUAGGCAAGAGGCUCAUGACGGCACGUGCAAGGCCAUUGCUUUUGGCUACAUCUUUGGAGGCACUAUUCUAAUGCUCGGCAUUCUUCUAUUGACACUAUACAUCUGCGGAAAAGUCCAUAACAUGAGUCUUGGUGAGACGUUCGGCCGACUGCGAGACGCAUUCCGUGAUUCCAAGCCUUCACUCAAUUAA